This is a messenger RNA of Cladophialophora carrionii CBS 160.54, 354 nucleotides long. RefSeq lists its product as uncharacterized. The transcript is spliced from 2 exons. NCBI's taxonomy places the organism in Eukaryota, Fungi, Ascomycota, Eurotiomycetes, Chaetothyriales, Herpotrichiellaceae. The coding region runs from base 1 to 354 and encodes 117 amino acids. The record is from RefSeq and is a predicted model, not a curated record.
AUGCGCGCCACCACCACCACCACCACCACCACCACCACCACGACACGCCUUGACCUCAUCCACGCGCAGACCGCACAAGCGUACCUCGACCUUGCCCUCUCGUGCAACAUGGCAUCCUCGGCCAUGACGCGCGUCGGCACGCUCACCGGGCCGGGCGCAUAUCCCGGCACAGGCGCGGGUCGGCAGAGAAAGCAAGCCUACGAGAACGACGACGGCGUCGGGUUCAAGGCCAUCCUGCCACGCAGUCUGACCGAGCUGUAUGGCCGCGUGGUGACUAACCGACUCCUCGCGUUCAUCAACCGCCAGUACCGCAGCCUCCAGGACAACCGACACAAAUGGCAAAGGCCAGUAUGA